AUGAGAGAAAAGUUUGGAGUGGUAAUUAGCGUAUGCAUUUUGCUAUGGGGUACUUGUUUGUGCAGCUUUGUAGUGAAGCAGAACUGCUUGAAAGUGACAUCGUUAUGGUCGAUCAAUGGAGAUUUCGAUUCCGUGAUCGGAAAUUUCGGGGUUCAUCGGCAUGGUGGAACCUUGAUCGGAACGGUUGUUUAUCCUAGACCAAACAAACGCGGAUGCAAGACCUUCGAUGAAUUCCACAUCUCAUUCGAAUCAAGGCAUGCAAGACUCCCCGUUGUUGUCCUUGUUGAUCGUGGAGAUUGCUUCUUCGCCUUGAAGGCAUGGUUUGCUCAGCGAGCUGGAGCUGCUGCUAUUCUUAUCGCCGAUGACAUAAACGAGCCCUUGAUUACCAUGGCUACCCCUGAAGACGGGCAAGCUCACGGGGAAUACGAGCAGGAUAUCACCAUUCCAUCAGUCUUCAUUAGUAAAUCACUAGGCGACCGCAUCAAAGAGGCACUUAAUAAUGGGGACAUCGUGGACGUAAAACUUGACUGGAGGGAGGAGUCCCUCCUACAUCCCAUUGAUCGAAUCGACUAUGAGUUUUGGAUGAAUAGCAACUACGAUUGCGGUCCAAAGUGCGACAGCCAGCUCGAAUUCAUCAAGAACUUCAAAGGAGCUGCUCGAAUACUCGAGCAGAAAGGGUACAUUCGUUUCACCCCCCACUACAUGACUUGGUAUUGCCCCGACGCUUUUGUUUUGAGAAAACGAUGUAGGUCACAAUGUAUCAAUCACGGUAGGUACUGUGCCCCGGGUCUCGGCCCAGGAUACAACGGUAAAGACGUGAUGAUUCAGAAUCUUCGCCAAGCUUGCCUGUUCAAAGUUGCUAAUGAAAGUGGAAAGCCAUGGCUUUGGUGGGAUUACAUUACGGAGUUUGCGAAUCACUGCCGAUCGGAAGAGAAGUAUACCAAAGAAUGUUCAGAUAAAGUUAUCCGAUCUCUUACUGGUAUCGAUCCCGAAAAAAUCGACAGUUGCAUGGGAGACACUGAGGCUGAUGUGGAGAACCCUGUUCUUGAAGCAGAACGAGAAGCACGGAUACGCAAAGGCUCCCAUGGAGAAAUAACUAUAAUGCCAACUCUUCUGAUAAACAACAGACAGUACAGAGGGAAGUUGGAGAAAGGAGCUGUUCUCAAGGCAAUUUGUGGAGGUUUUCAAGAGAGAGCAAAGCGAUCAUUUUGUUUAAGUGAAGCUUUACCAGAUAUACAAACUACUGGCCGGUCGCUGGAGCCGCUAUUAAAGGGUUUAGAAUCAUUUGUUUUUUCUAUAGAUGAUGAAGAAUUUGAUGCAGAGGCAGAUGGCUCCCAAGAUAUGGUGCUCAAUGGUGGAAGAAACAGCGGUGAACAGUAA
Messenger RNA from Hibiscus syriacus, 1380 nucleotides. Its product is annotated as vacuolar-sorting receptor 1-like. The transcript has 6 exons. The record is from RefSeq and is a predicted model, not a curated record. Bases 1 to 1380 code for a protein of 459 amino acids. Lineage: Eukaryota; Viridiplantae; Streptophyta; Magnoliopsida; Malvales; Malvaceae.